Molecule: messenger RNA, 871 nt
Organism: Drosophila arizonae
Lineage: Eukaryota; Metazoa; Arthropoda; Insecta; Diptera; Drosophilidae
Gene: pim
Product: pimples
Source: RefSeq, a predicted model, not a curated record
UCAAGCAACUCUGUUUUUAUAUGAAACAGUAAAUUUGAGCAGCUUGGCGUCGUUAUAAAUAAAAUUUAUUAAAAAUAUACAAACAAAACGCAUGUCUUGCUAAUUUAAACAGCAAACUAUACUGUAUACGGAAUGGCUCAAAUCUGGAUGGACAACGAAAAUGCGGGUGCACACAUGCUGCCCCGAUCAGCGCGCAAGGCCAUGGGCGACAAUCCACUGCAGCAGUCCGCCAAAAAGAGCGUGCUCGGCAAACUGGACAACAUGUUAAACAAUAAACCGCAUCUGACGCCCUUCAAAGGCGCCAACACGAAAUUUCCCGCUAGCUGCGCGCCAAAAAUUUCCCUUUGCAAAGAAACGCUGCAGAAACAGCAUCGGAAGCUGCCCCAAAAGGCAUCGGCGUCCCAGCAGCUGCUGGAGGCGCAGUUCAAGGCGCCGCAGUCUGUGCCGAAUGUGGCGAACGAUCUUUAUGCAAAAAGCGCCGACUCCACGAAUGAUUUCGAUUUAUUCGACUACAUGGAUUUUCCCUCAGCGAAAUGCUUAAAUAAUUGCCAGAAACCCAUCACAUUUAAGAAUUUCGAACCCAUGCUCAAUGAGGAGCUCAUAUCUAAAUUACUGAACACAUUGGAAAUGGAUGAGGAAGUUGUGGAAGAUAUCCCUAAUCAUCCCGACCUUGAUGCUGACGAUAUAGCCUAAAAAAAAAUAAAAUAUAAAUCGAAUGAAAUCGAACAGCCUAAAGAUGAUAUAUUCAAUCCAAAAAAACCAUCUUAUUUAUAUUUCACAGACUUCGAGUGGGAGCUUUAGGAACAACUUCAUAAAAAAAGUUAGAGUACAUUUUGUUUUAGUCACAAUUUCUAUAUUUAAGCUAUGAAAG